This is a messenger RNA of Annulohypoxylon truncatum, 2647 nucleotides long. Its product is annotated as fungal-specific transcription factor domain-containing protein. The coding region runs from base 72 to 2417 and encodes 781 amino acids. Gene Ontology annotation, cellular component: nucleus. The record is from RefSeq and is a predicted model, not a curated record. NCBI's taxonomy places the organism in Eukaryota, Fungi, Ascomycota, Sordariomycetes, Xylariales, Hypoxylaceae. Gene Ontology annotation, molecular function: zinc ion binding; DNA-binding transcription factor activity, RNA polymerase II-specific; RNA polymerase II cis-regulatory region sequence-specific DNA binding. Gene Ontology annotation, biological process: positive regulation of transcription from RNA polymerase II promoter by galactose; DNA-templated transcription. The transcript has a single exon.
GACUAAAAGUCUAUGACAAUCAUCAGUCAAUUAUCCUCUAGCUAUUUCAAAUCGGUACACUUCCGAGGUCAAUGUUUACUACAUUAGUCGGAAUGGCUCCGGGGGUUACUAAUUCUAGCGCUCCUUCGCCUCCGGAAACUCCGAAGUUCCCUAAGAGACAAAAGCGGAGUCAAGUGGCGAGAGCCUGUGAUUGGUGUCGCGUACAUCGCAUCAAAUGUGAUAACCAUGUUCCGUGUUUGAAUUGUAAGAAGAGAGGUGGUCAGUGCAAUCAAGGAGAGGUAGAGGUUCGCACCCUUCCUCAUGCUUUCCGAAAAAUCGAGCAUCUGGAAACUCGGAUCAAAGAAUUAGAACGGGAACUCGAGAACGAACGCAGGAACACAAAAUCAAGUACCGGAUCUGAACCACUUCAUAACAGGCAAUCGAGUUUGAGCUCUUCUGGAUCUUCUGGCCUUGGAACUGGUGGAGCUUUGAGUUCUCCGAGCGACAAUGACAGAAGUCCAGAGAGAAAAAGAUUAGGGGAGGGAGUCCGCAUUCGCACUGCACGUCGACAGGAAACGUGGUAUGGUCCCUCAUCGCUAUUCUAUUUCAUCAGGCGUGUAAAUACAUUCCUGAAUGAUUCCUUUCAGCAAACACAUCCGAUUAAUCGCAUGCUCCCUGACUCGAAUAAGCUGUUUGACGGGCCAACCCAAGUCUCUGAGAGCGAACAUGGUCAUCGCCAUACCCAUACAGCAGGAGGUGAGCAAGUCACAGAAAACGACUACUUAACUCCGACGCAAGAAGAGUAUUUCAUUAGUCUCUUUUGGCAAUCAUUUCACACCACCCUCCCAGUUAUAGACGAGAUCGCCUUCAAAGAACAUUACCAGUCACUAUGGACGGCAUCAGGCCGAGAGCGAAAACCGUCGGCACUUGUUGACAUAGUUAUUGCGCUGUGUAUGCAAUACGGCAUGGCACAGCAAUCAGGUACCGAGAAAGUGAACAGUGUUUCGCCAAGCUUGAAGUCCGAUGGUAGCGGUGCCAAUAAUACAUCUAUAGCUGGGCGGUGGCAUUAUCAGCGUUGCCAGAGACUACUGACGAACGAACUAGAAAGCCCUACUAUAUUUACGCUCCAGUGUCAUAUCUUGUCUACAGUAUAUCUCUGUGCUGGCUCGUUUCCAAACAUGGCGGAUAGCACUUGCACUUUAGCCGUACGAACAGCUUAUAUGCUUGGCCUCCAUUUAGAUCCACCUGAAGAGACGUCGCAGAGGGAGAGAGAAUUGCGAAAACGCUUAUGGUGGACUCUUUAUAUCUUAGAGAGCAAGAUCAGCAUGAAGCUAGGCCGUCCGUUUCUCCUGGACCACUCCGAUACUACCUGUAGCCUUCCGAAAGACGACCGGGAAAGCGUCGCAUUGUCGGGUUCCGUAUUGACUCCGCUCGGACAGGAUGCUACAUGGUUGACCUUCCAUGUUGAGAAUAUCAAGCUCUUCUUAGUGGUCCGAGCAGCCUACACAGCCUUCUAUAAAAAACAACUGAACACUACCAGUAACCCGAACGAUCAAGCCCCACGGGACGAAUCAGGGAUUGUCGAGUCUCACGCAGAAUACUUGGGUCCAUAUAUCGACCGAAUAGAAGAAUGGGUAAGGACGGUGCCCGACCCCCUUAAAACGAAACGCCAGGACCACGGUAUCCCCUUUUCUACUGACUUCACCCCCCUUGAGAUUGAGCCAUUCGCAUCUCUCUGGCUGCAGCGCCAGCGCUUGUUGCUAGAGCUUAUGUAUCACAAUCUAUGUAUCAAUCUGUUCCGUCCGUUCAUCCGCUUUAUUCCCUCCACGAGGCCCACGCCCACAGCCGAUAAGACGGCUGCGAAUUGUGCCGCUCAUGCCAUAACGCUGACGCGCAUCAUGUAUCAAGUGUUAUCAUCGACGUCUGUUCUUACAGGUUGGCAUGAAUCGUUUCAGUGGCAGUGGAACGCGACUAUGUCGCUUAUCGGUUUUACGAUUGCGUAUCCACAGCACGUUUCGGCGGCGGAGGCUAGGGAUGCUAUUGAUCUAUCUAUUGCCGUGUUCGAGAUCUUUGAGAGGAGCCUCCCGAGUGCCACCAGUGCGGCUGCUAUCGCGCGCGGUCUUGGCGCACAAGCUGAUUUACUCGCCAAGAAUAUACAAGGCCAGCAAGACUCGACGCCAAAGACAAUGAGCCUACCGUCGACUACUGGAAGUUGGGAACCAUUAAGUGAUGAAAAUCUUGUCUGUGGCAACCCUAAUGCAUCACAAACAGCAACCGGGAUAUGGAAUAACGAUGACGGAAGCGCAGUACCACUGCAGGAUUUCUGGGCCGACUCGAUUGAUAUGGCAUUGUCCGUCGACACGCAGGAUUUUGGAAUGAUGUACUGGCCAAACAUGAAUAGCGACUUCUCGAAUCAAUGGGCCUAUCCACAGAUAUAGGUUUAACUUCAUAAACUACCUAUCUAUCCUUAACGCCUCAUGGAAGUCGUAGGGUUAAAGCUCCACAUAUUUCCUACACUUUUGUUUGAUGUGCUCCAUUGCUUUAAAAUGAAGCGCGUCGUCUCAAUUAUUAAGUGGGACAAUGUCGUGGCUGGGUGUCGCGCGGGUCUGGACACUGUUCGAAAUCGUCCAGCUCUACUAGAUAAAACUUGACGCGACAAUAGAGCGAC